Molecule: messenger RNA, 1022 nt
Organism: Brassica rapa (field mustard)
Lineage: Eukaryota; Viridiplantae; Streptophyta; Magnoliopsida; Brassicales; Brassicaceae
Product: armadillo repeat-containing protein 7
Molecular function (GO): protein binding
Source: RefSeq, a predicted model, not a curated record
AUCAAUAUCACCUCCGGCAACAAAACGAACCCAACGACGAGGCCUGAAAGAAAAUCACCAUUGAAGCCCCAACUAACCAGAUCAGAGCCCAACCGCCUCAAACCAGGCAAAGCCGCCCGUCGGAAUUUAACGCUUCGUCGCAACUGCGCCACAGAUUUGGCCGGAAAAGUGGUUGUGCGCCGCAUAUCGGAUUCGACAUCUAAGUUAAGUUGAGAGAGAGAGGGAGAGAGAUGUUUACUAAUAAUCAAAGACAAGAAGAACGUACUGGCAAAACUGGAACACCAAGGCUUCAAUAUCUACAGGAGCUUGUGAGUCAGUUUCAGAAUGCAACUGAUGAACAUACUAAGGAGAGAAUUGUAGCAAAUUUGGCCAACUUUUCCUAUGAUCCUUACAACUACACUAUCUUACGUCAGCUAAAUGUCUUGGAACUAUUCAUAGACUGUAUAACAGAGCCAAAUGAGAAGCUUGUCGAAUUCGGGAUAGGAGGAAUAUGCAACGCUUGUGCUGAGCCAAAGAAUGCUGCUACCAUUGUUGAGGCUGAUGGAAUUCCUCUUAUAAUCAAAUGUUUAUCAAGCCCUGUCCGGAACACUGUGAAUUACGCGCUGGGGGCUUUGUAUUACAUUUGCGACUAUAACAGAGCAACAAGGGAGAUGAUUCUGAGAGCGGAAGUACUGGAUCUCAUCGAGAGGUAUGCAGCAGCUGAGACGGUCUGUGUAAGCUUUAGUAACCUGGCUAAGGCGUUUCUUGACAAGCAUGCUCAUGCAAUCACAUGAGAGAGAUUCUGGAGCUUUUCUAAGUUUUGGUUUAUAUUGAAUUGUAUUAAGCUUGAAAAUUCCAAAGUUCUAUAGCAAAGGGCCAAAACGUAAACACUACGAAUGGUGUUUCGAGGAUUUUGAAAGUGGUUAGUUGUGUCUUUUGAAAAUCUAGACGCGUAGUGAGGACGUUUUAAAUGUUGAAUUGGUGCGAGUUGGAGCGGGCUUUAGGAUGGCCGUUCUGGUUAAGAUUUAAGUUUUAUUCGGAUA